CCAUCUUUGGGUCAAGGACGCUGUCAGCCAAACAAAACUCCCUUCAUCAGGUAAUACCCUGAACCUCAAUUCAAAGCAAAGUAACUGACAAUUUCAAGCUUGAACUUCGGAGAACAAGAGCUUCUUGAGAUCGAUAUCUCAUUGCGAUUCUUAACUUCACCCUGGCCCUUUUGGUUAUCCUUGAGUGGUGGGUCCUCAACUGAGUGGGCAACCUCCUGAGAGUUGACGUGUGCAGCGAGCUGAGGCAGCAGAGAGGUUCAACGGCUGUCAUUUAGUUGGGGCUGGAGGGUCAAUCUUUCGAUAUUUUCGCCCAGUCAUCCUUUAGGAUUAUCGCCAAGUGAAAAUGGCAGAUCUCCUUUACGAGCUGUUGUCCCCUCCCUUGGGGGAUCCAUCAUCGAGGCCGGCACCCGAUCCAAGCUCACUCGAGUAUCUCACCAGUCUCUCAUCACAACCCCUCACAGCACUGGAGACAACCGAGCCACAAGCCCUCGCCCAGACAUCACAUGGUCUCCUUCUCUCUAUCCAGGCCCUUUCCAAGAAGUCUCACAAGCAAGUCAUCGAAUCAGCAACCCACCACUCCACCCUCCGCACCAGCCUACCUGCCCUAGCCGCCAGCACCGCCGACCUACGACAUUCCAUCCCCAAGCUCGAUCAUGAAGCCGUCCGCUUUUCGACGAACUACAGCAAGUCCAGCGAAAGCGAUGUCCUUCUUCGGCGCAAGAAGGCCCUUCUGCUGUCUCGGAAUGUCGAGCGGCUCGUCGACGUGCUGGAGCUGCCCAACCUUCUCUCAACAGCCAUCUCCACCGCCCCGGUCAACUACUCCUCAGCCCUCGACCUGAACGGCCACAUCCGCCGUCUGCACUCGCUCUACCCAGACUCGCCCCUCGUCACCUCCAUCGCCGCCCAGGCCGAUGAGGCCAUGCGCACCAUGGCUGCCAACCUCAUCCAAAGCCUCAAAUCCCCAGGCCUCAAACUAGCUGCCUCUCUACGCACUAUCAGCUGGCUCCGCCGCGUCUUGCCCGAUCUAGAAGCCGCCGGCACAAGCAAGGGACACGACUCCCAGGAGCGGGUGCUCGGCGCCCUCUUCUUAGUCUGCCGACUAGCGACGCUGGUGAACAUGCUCGACGCUCUCGAACCACUACGUGACUUGGCCGAUCAGGAGAAGGCAAGGCAAAAGGCGAUUGGGAGUGGAAACGCGUGGUCCGGCGGGCAGCAGACGGAACGGUAUCUCAAGCGGUACAUUGAGAUCUUCCGUGAGCAGAGUUUCGCGAUUGUGAGUAUGUUUAGGAGUAUAUUCCCUCCUGCUGCUCCAACGGGGAAUGGAAAUGAGGGUUCAGAUAAUCCCUUAAAGCAACAAGAUGCGCUGGAACCGAUGCCGACUGCGUUGGCGACGUUCCCGCUGCAUUUGGUGGAUAUGUUGUUGGAGACACUUAGGCUAUAUCUGCCAACAGUGAAGGACCAGGCGUCGAGGGAUAGUCUGCUGACACAGGUACUUUAUUGUGCCGGCAGUUUGGGGAGGCUGGGAGGUGACUUUGGGCUGUUCUUGGCUAGUUUGGAUCUUGGGCCGGAAGCGGAGGAGGAGUGGGUGGAGGUUGUGAAGAGACAUAGGGCUUUGGCUGGAAGGCUGGAGUCGAUUGUGGGGGACCAGAAGAAAUAAGAAGACCGACUGGAUAAGCGCCCGAUCUACCACUUUUCAGCUAAACUAGAGCUUCUCGGCCAGAAACUUAUACUUAAUACAACUAAUCAGGAUUUGGUGUUCAGGACCCUCCAACUAGCAACAGGAUGCCCGA
This is a messenger RNA of Neurospora tetraspora, 1790 nucleotides long. RefSeq names its product Dor1-like family-domain-containing protein. The coding region runs from base 344 to 1657 and encodes 437 amino acids. Gene Ontology annotation, cellular component: COG complex. The transcript has a single exon. The record is from RefSeq and is a predicted model, not a curated record. NCBI's taxonomy places the organism in Eukaryota, Fungi, Ascomycota, Sordariomycetes, Sordariales, Sordariaceae. Gene Ontology annotation, biological process: cytoplasm to vacuole targeting by the Cvt pathway; intra-Golgi vesicle-mediated transport.